Messenger RNA from Pantherophis guttatus, 1652 nucleotides. RefSeq names its product transmembrane protein 33 (gene TMEM33). NCBI's taxonomy places the organism in Eukaryota, Metazoa, Chordata, Lepidosauria, Squamata, Colubridae. Gene Ontology annotation, biological process: endoplasmic reticulum tubular network organization; membrane organization. Gene Ontology annotation, cellular component: endoplasmic reticulum; membrane. The record is from RefSeq and is a predicted model, not a curated record.
GCAGGAGCGUUCUCCUUUCUCCCCUCAGCGUCGAUCCGGCUUCCCUCGCGGUCGGCCUUCCGAGCUUCUUUUCCCCCGCUCUUUCCCGGGCGUCGUCGGCCAUGGCGGACACGGCGCAGAACGGGCCCAUGCAAGGCGGCGCGGGCGGCGGAGCGGUGCAAUUUCUGAUGAGUAACAAGUUGGACACGGCAAUGUGGCUUUCUCGGAUAUUCACAAUUUAUUGUUCAGCUUUAUUUGUCCUUCCUCUUCUAGGGUUGCACGAAGCAGCGAGCUUUUACCAGAGGGCUUUGCUGGCGAACGCGCUCACCAGCGCCCUGCGUCUCCACCAGCGGCUGUCACAUUUCCAGCUAAGCCGGGCAUUCUUAUCUCAAGCAUUGUUGGAAGACAGUUGCCAUUACCUUCUCUAUUCUCUCAUCUUCGUUAAUUCCUACCCCGUCACAAUGAGCAUUUUCCCCGUCCUGUUGUUUUCGCUGCUUCAUGCUGUGACCUACACAAAGAAAGUUCUUGAUGCACGGGGCUCAAAUAGCCUUCCUUUUCUAAGAAAUCUGUUGGACAAGUUAAACGCUAAUCAGCAAAACAUCUUAAAAUUUAUUGCCUGCAACGAAAUUUUCUUGAUGCCAGCUACCGUGUUUAUGCUUUUCAGCGGCCAAGGAAGCUUGUUGCAGCCUUUCAUUUACUACAGAUUCCUUACACUCCGUUACUCUUCCCGCAGAAAUCCUUACUGCCGGACCCUCUUUACGGAACUGAGGAUCGUGGUUGAGCAUCUCAUCAUGAAACCGUCAUGCCCUCUGUUCCUGCGAAGGCUCUGCGUCAGCAGCAUUUCUUUUAUAAGCAGACUGGCCCCCACAGUUGCGUAGCUCACCUUGGAAACCCCCCUUGCGUCUCUCUCUCUUUCUCUCUCUCUCUUUCUCUCUAACGAACAUUCUGAGCAGCUGGAAUUUCUGCUGGUGAUUUAUAUAAAUACAGGAUCUCAGGCAAGGUUGUAUAGAAAUGGUUCCUUCCAAGAAUCUGUUUUGUGGAGUGUAUUUUAUCUAUAUGGGUGGUUGUUUUUUGUUUUUGUUUUUUUAAAAAAAGUCUGUUUUUCUUUCCUCAAGCCGAUGUUUCUGUAUUUUGUGGACGAUGAAACGCCUCUCGUCUUAGGCAACAUUUCAUCUUUAGGCGAGCAUCAAUCUGUGUUGUACCAUAUGGUUUAUGUGUCGUGAUCUCAGUAAUCCCGAAGGGCAAAAUGUUUCUUCAAACCCGAGAAACGACGUCAGGCUGUCCUGUCUGGAUCAUGUCAUUAACAAAGCUACGGUUUAGUACUCCUUGGGCUUCGGCAUUCGAAAUAGCUUCCUACGCGGUACAUUUGAGUCAGUAUUCCUUCGGUGAAUAAAUGCAAAGUUCAUUAAAUCAUCCUACUCAACCCAAAUCAGUUCUGCACAUGAACGAUCGGUCUAAACAUUUAACGGUGCCCUUCUGAUUUACUUAAUGCUUUUGAAAUGGAAACUCUUCACCCUUUCUCCAGCAAUAUCUUUUUUUUUUUUUUAAAUUUUUCUCGGUACAAGAUUUCUGCUACCCGAACGCCCUCUGAUUUCGGCUCGCUUCUGAAACUGGGAUUCUUUAAAAUGCCAAUCUGUGACACCUUGGAAUAAUAAAGAUGGAUGUUGUGUUUA